CAUCACUACUUCCGUUCCUAGCCUUGUGAGCGGUAUCUCAACCUCCGUGUUUUCAUCCCAUCCCGUCCUUUUUCCCACCACCACACCUCCCUCCGCAUACAAUGGCUGCCAAAGCUUUGCCCAGUCACCUCAGAGCUCCCGCGAGCGACGCCACGAGCGGCGCCUCGUUCGGCAAGCACCACGGCAAGACCCAGUCUCACAUGGCCUUCGAAAACGCCUCCACCAGUGUGGCCGCCUCUCAGAUGCGCAAUGCCUUGAACGCCCUUGCCGAGACUGUCCCCGAUGCCAACGAGCGCAAGCGCUUUGAGGCCGAGAUGGACAACUUCUUCGCUCUUUUCCGCAGAUUCCUCAACGACAAGGCCAAGGGCAACGUCGUCAACUGGGACCGCAUUGCCCCUCCCCAGCCCCAGCAGGUGGUUAACUACGCCGAGCUCGGCAGCGAGGCUUCGGUGGAGUUCCUGAACAAGCUGGCUGUCGUCAAGCUCAACGGUGGUCUCGGUACCUCCAUGGGUUGUGUUGGCCCCAAGUCCGUCAUUGAGGUCCGUGAGGGCAUGUCCUUCUUGGAUCUGUCGGUCCGCCAGAUUGAGCACCUCAACCGCACCUUCAACGUGAACGUGCCCUUCGUCCUGAUGAACUCCUUCAACACCGACCAGGACACCCAGUCGAUCAUCAAGAAGUACCAGGGCCACAAUGUCGACAUCAUCACCUUCAACCAGUCUCGCUACCCCCGUAUCAUCAAGGACUCUCUCCUGCCCGCCCCCAAGUCCUUCGACGCCCCUCUGCAGGACUGGUACCCCCCCGGUCACGGUGACGUCUUCGAGUCCCUGUACAACUCUGGCACUCUGGACAAGCUCCUGGAGCGUGGCGUUGAGUACAUCUUCCUGUCCAACGCUGACAACCUCGGUGCCGUGGUCGAUCUUCGCAUUCUGCAGCACAUGGUUGACACCAAGGCUGAGUACGUCAUGGAGUUGACCGACAAGACCAAGGCUGAUGUCAAGGGUGGUACCAUCAUUGACUACGAGGGCAAGGCCCGUCUCCUGGAAAUCGCCCAGGUGCCCAAGGAGCACGUCAACGAGUUCAAGUCCAUCAAGAAGUUCAAGUACUUCAACACCAACAACAUCUGGAUGAGCCUCCGCGCCAUCAAGCGUGUGGUCGAGGAGAACGAGCUGGAGAUGGAGAUCAUCGCCAACGAGAAGUCCAUCCCCGCCGACAAGAAGGGUGAGGCCGACCAGGCCAUCUACCAGCUGGAGACCGCCGUCGGUGCCGCCAUCCGCCACUUCAAGAACGGCCACGGUGUCAACGUGCCUCGUCGCCGCUUCUUGCCCGUCAAGACCUGCUCCGACCUGAUGCUCGUCAAGUCGGAUCUCUACCGCCUGGAGCACGGCCAGCUCGUCAUGGACCCCAACCGUUUCGGUGGUGUCCCCGUCAUCAAGCUCGGUUCCGACUUCAAGAAGGUCUCCGACUUCCAGAAGCGCAUUCCCAGCAUCCCUCGCAUCGUCGAGCUGGACCACCUGACUAUCACCGGUGCCGUCAACCUGGGCCGCAACGUGCAGCUCAAGGGAACCGUCAUCAUUGUGGCCACGGAGGGCAGCACCAUCGACAUUCCCCCGGGUUCGGUGCUGGAGAACUGCGUCGUCCAGGGAAGCCUGCGCAUUCUGGAACACUAGAUGGGUGCAUCCACGGUCGGCCGUUUAAUUCCUACUUUGUAUGCCGGCGGUCGUGUGCACCCGUCUCAUCUGGGAUGACACCGAGACAUGAUCUGCCGGGGCUGAUAGAGUUUCUGUUCGAAGCGGGGCCACCGUUGUCUGGAUUCGGCUUCUGAUGGAGAUGGUCCUAUCUCUAGAGGCGCAUUCGCCAUGGCGGCAUUUGCUUUGGGGGGAUGCAGCAAAGGAAAAGAAACCCACUAGUUUAGGCCUGCUUCUUUUUUUUUUCGCCGAGACCAUUUAUCCUGGUCGUUAGUGUUCUUUUAAUUGGAAGCAUUCUGAGGCUCUCCUGGACGCCGGAAUGCUGGGUCAAAAGGGGGUUCCCAGGAGAAACUGCAGAUUGCGGGCGAC
Aspergillus ibericus CBS 121593 is the source of this 2054-nucleotide messenger RNA. It is a transcript of the gene ugp1, whose product is annotated as UTP glucose-1-phosphate uridylyltransferase. Gene Ontology annotation, molecular function: UTP:glucose-1-phosphate uridylyltransferase activity. The transcript has 3 exons. NCBI's taxonomy places the organism in Eukaryota, Fungi, Ascomycota, Eurotiomycetes, Eurotiales, Aspergillaceae. The record is from RefSeq and is a predicted model, not a curated record. Gene Ontology annotation, cellular component: cytoplasm. Gene Ontology annotation, biological process: glycogen metabolic process; UDP-alpha-D-glucose metabolic process. Bases 102 to 1667 code for a protein of 521 amino acids.